This is a messenger RNA of Hirsutella rhossiliensis, 1128 nucleotides long. Its product is annotated as d-isomer specific 2-hydroxyacid dehydrogenase, NAD binding domain-containing protein. The coding region runs from base 1 to 1128 and encodes 375 amino acids. Gene Ontology annotation, cellular component: cytosol. Lineage: Eukaryota; Fungi; Ascomycota; Sordariomycetes; Hypocreales; Ophiocordycipitaceae. The record is from RefSeq and is a predicted model, not a curated record. The transcript is spliced from 3 exons. Gene Ontology annotation, molecular function: hydroxypyruvate reductase [NAD(P)H] activity; NAD binding; glyoxylate reductase (NADPH) activity.
AUGGCCGAGCCACACAACACCCCCGUCUCCGGCCCGACUCCUCGCCCAUCCUCUCCCGUGGACGCCCCCGCCCAGUCCGGUGCCCCCGACCGCCAGCCCUUGGCCGCCCCCGGCGAGCCCCGAGUCGUCCUCCACCUCGGCGACCCCAUCCGCUUCAACCCCGACACCCACGCCGCCCUGACCUCGCGCUUUCGCGUCGUCCGCCCCUCGACGCCCGAGCGCCAGCGGCCCCAAUUCAAGCAGGCCCUCGCCGAGGGGAAAUGGGGCGACUUUGAGGGCAUCUUCCGUCCCUUUUGGACGUCGGGAGGUGAGAUGGGCGCCUGGGACGCCGACCUGAUUAACCUGCUGCCGCCUCGGGUCAAGGUGUUCGCGAGUGCCGGCGCUGGAUUCGACUGGGUCGAUACGAAGCAUCUUGGCGAUAGGGGCAUCGUAUACUGCAACGGCGGAGACGCGCCUGCCGAUGGCGUCGCCGACUUUGCCGAGUGCCACGAAAAGGCCCCCGGACAGUCUUCCAACCUUAGGGGCCAGGCUCUAGGGAUCGUCGGCAUGGGCAAAAUAGGCCAACGUAUCGCCAUGCGCUGCCACCACGGCUUCGGUAUGAAGGUGCACUAUUUUGACGUUGAGCGCAAAGACGCCCGCAUCGAGCAAGAAUCGGCAAGUACCUUUCACGAUUCCCUCCAGGGUCUCCUCGGCGCCGUCGACUGCGCCGUCCUCUGCUCGCCCGCCAGCACAGGGGCCGGGGCCCUCAUCAACGCGUCCACGUUGGCCCAGUUUCGCCCCGGCGCUCGCUUCGUCAACAUUGCGCGCGGCGCCCUCGUCGACGAGGACGACCUCGUGGCCGCCCUCGACGACGGCCGCAUCAGCUCCGUCGCCCUCGACGUCCACGCCAAUGAGCCGCACCCCCACGAGGGCCUGAAACAGCUCGCCGCCCGGGGGCGCGCCAUGCUGACCUGCCACAACGCCGGCGGAACGGUGCAGGCCCAUGCUGGCUUUGAGGAGCUGAGCAUGCGCAAUGUCAUGAACGUCUUGUCCGGUGGUCAGCCGCUCUCGGCCGUCAACCUGGGGCACCUGAAGACUGGACGUAAGCAGUCUGGAGCGGCCAAGGGGCUGGGAGAGGUGAAGCGGUGA